AUGGAUAGGGUUGGUGAUAGAGACGUGGGAUCAUUCCUAUUAUCUGCAUUUAGGACCAGGUAUCAGAAAAUCCUGGCAAAGGCACAUAACGCAUCAUUUACAGCAUAUUCAAAAUUGCUGUCGUACUUAACAAAAGAAGAAACCAAUCUGUAUGAGGCAGCUCAGUCGUCAAUGGCGGCCUAUAAGAAGUGGCGGAUAGGUGGCCCCCGAUUUGAGAGAGCUUCUGUACUUGGGAGGAAGAGGAAGGAAGCCAACUGA
Molecule: messenger RNA, 258 nt
Organism: Prunus armeniaca (apricot)
Lineage: Eukaryota; Viridiplantae; Streptophyta; Magnoliopsida; Rosales; Rosaceae
Source: the annotation of a GenBank genome assembly